CUGUUCGUCCCAAAAAGGGGUCCCUGCCCGUCCAGCUGCAGAGUCUUUGCCCCUCGCCAUCUCAAUGCAGAGAAACACCACUGACGCGGUGCCACAUCAUGGCUUUGCUCCUCACGGCUCCUCUUCCCUCAGUGGCGCAUGCAGCUCCUGCUGUCAACCCUGCUUCCCCGAACUACGCCAUUAACAUACUCGUGCAUACUAUGCUAGUAUACUCUUUCUCCGACUCCCACUUUGGUCAAGUCUCCAGUCUUUACACUUCUUCUUUUUGUCAAGAGGCAAGUCCUCGGACCUGCCUCACAUGGACUGAGUCGGCUCUUCGGAUUUCGAUCGCACAGUCCGCGAGAUCCCUUCGGCCCACGGCUGCUGAAUCCCCCCUCCAUGCCCUGCAGGAAAACUGGCCAGCUCUUCCUGGCCUUCCGCCGCGCCUGUACCCGUACCCGUACCCGAGGCGAGACUAAAACGUGGACGGAGGAAGAGGUCGACAUACGAGUAGUGGUGAGUAUGCUGACUAUGUCCGAUCCUCCCUCCCCGAUCUAUCGUUUUGGUUUUACCUUUUGCCCCAGCAUUGACGUGUCCUGCAGUCAAUGUCUCUAUAUACACUUAUGCAG
Messenger RNA from Exophiala viscosa, 608 nucleotides. RefSeq lists its product as uncharacterized. The record is from RefSeq and is a predicted model, not a curated record. The transcript has a single exon. The coding region runs from base 99 to 458 and encodes 119 amino acids. Lineage: Eukaryota; Fungi; Ascomycota; Eurotiomycetes; Chaetothyriales; Herpotrichiellaceae.